ACAUCAUAGCCUCUUCGUUGUUUUUUGUGUAUCAUGAAAUGAUUCCUCAUAAUUUUGCUCCAUUCUUUUCUAAUAUCUUCUCUAGUUGUUUAAAGACGCUCAGUGCACUAUUAAAUUGUGUACCACCAUCAAAUCACAAAACCAGUUGUCAUGUACCAAUCAAGAUUUAAAUUUGAUUAAGAUAAUUAUUGAUUCUACAUUGAUACAAGAAGAUUACGAUAAUCUAAAAAUGACUACAUUCAAAAAUAAACUGAAGGAAAUCAUGGGCCAUUCUCAGGAUGAAGUUCAGAGUGAUGGUCAACUCGAUGAUUAUGAAGCAGAUGGAGAUGAAAUUUUUGUUAACGACGAAGGUACCUCUUUAAAACAAUCUAUUAGUUUACUUGGUUCUCAAUGUGCCCUUGAUGAGCCCAACUGUGAUGAAUAUGCUAAUGAUGAAAUCUCAAUCAUUGAGAACAAGAAUCUUGACAGUGUUUUUGAUGGCAAAAAUGAAGAUGAUCAGGAUUAUGAACUUUCUAAAUAUCGAAGCAAGAUUAUUUCGGAAGUGAGAGAAGAGAAUGAACGCCAUCAAACCAUCUUAAACUGUCACGAUUUACUUAACAAUCAAGAGCGUGAAAAUGCCCGUGAUAUAAUUAAAGAUUUGACUCAAAUUUUACCCGAAUUAUUGGCAAUGAAAAAUAGUAUUCAAAUUGACAAUGCACUGCAAAAAUUUUCUUCCAAUUUCUGUAAAGCUGUUUGGGAGAAACGCAAGACAGUCAUCGAAUCAUCAAGUGACCCCUUAAUCAUAAAUGAAGACGGCGUUUACUUGGCUGUUUACUCUGCUUUAUCCCUUACCCUGAGAUUGAUAAAAGCAACUAUUACAAUGAAUCGAAGCAAAUUAAUCCACCGAUUACUGAACAGGAAUUUAUUGAUGAUAUUUACAAUAGUGGAGUCUUGGUCUAUCUAUCAUCAACUUGGUUAGCCGAACUGUAUCAGCAGAUAUUAGCUAACAAUCUUUUAGGUGACUCUGGAUACAUGUAUUCAUCGUCUAAUAAUACUGCUCUAAUUAACAUGAUAAGAGAUAUUGAUGGUGAUAGUGAUACUCCUGGUAGCUAUGAGCUUUCAGAUUAUCGUAAAUUGACGCAAACUAGUUUACAGCUCACAAAUCCAGUGAAUGAUGGUCAAAAUGUUGGUCGAAUAAUUGCAAGACGUGUUCUUGAUACAUUUUGGGAUUCAAUCAUUUCAAUUAUGGAAUCAAUUUUUACCAGUGAUGCCAACUCUUCAAAUCAAUCUCCUUUUCUUCUGAUUUUAAUCAUGGUUCUGAGAAAGACAAUACUGAGCGAAGAAGCAUCAUGAUCAACUGUCUAGCCACUCUACAAACGGCUUCAAAACUUUGCAUAGCUUUAGGCCUUCAACCCCGGUGCAAUGGUAUUUUUCAUUUAUUAUCUCGCUCUAUUCUAGUCAGUCUAUUAUCGAAAAUUGAUAAA
Molecule: messenger RNA, 1463 nt
Organism: Tetranychus urticae (two-spotted spider mite)
Lineage: Eukaryota; Metazoa; Arthropoda; Arachnida; Trombidiformes; Tetranychidae
Product: brefeldin A-inhibited guanine nucleotide-exchange protein 3-like
Biological process (GO): regulation of ARF protein signal transduction
Molecular function (GO): guanyl-nucleotide exchange factor activity
Source: RefSeq, a predicted model, not a curated record